GUACCUGGCGCGCGCUGUUUUAGAGUAUCUCAACAUAAAUCUGCAAGGUUUACUGGAUUUUAAGUUACAAUGACUGUUGAGAAUUAACUGGAUGCAGAAUGGAGCUGCUACCAUCUGACGUUGCACGUCUGGUUCUGGGGUACCUGCUGGACACUUGCCCGGACCUGGCUGCCCAGUUCCUGGACCAGUCCCCCGACCUGGCCGAGGUGCGCAGGACGAAGCGCCGCGCUCAGAGACCGUUCGGCCUGUCGCUGGUCGAACUGCUCACGGAGCAUGCCGUCGCCUUCAGUCUUGUGGAUGAUGCGUAUUCUACCAUGAAGCCACCAGGUGCCCGCACGGGUAACGGCGACUUUCUCUCCAAGCUGCGCCGACUGCUGUCGGUCAUUACAGAAUCGAAGGCUGAGUCAGCGGGGGACGCUCUGGUCCAUCCGGCCUUCCCGACACCCGAAUCGUCCACGGGUGCCGACAGCGCCAGCCAGGCCACCACUGCCAGUCAGUUGACGGCCGACGGGGUGUCCGGCGCCGUCGACGGCGACGACCCGGCUGUCGGCGGCGACUGGGCCGACACCCCGACCCGGGAGGCGGCGGCGGCCGACACCCCGGCCCGGGAGGCGGCGGCGGCCGACUGCCCGGACACCGCCGGCCAGGAGUCGCCCUGCAACUCGCUAACACUGGUGCUCGACGAGGAGUCAGGGGAGGAAGACAUGAAGGACAGCGAGCCGGGUGGUGGGACGGGCGCCGUGACCCAAACACACAUCGCCUCGGUGAAGAGUACUGCGGAAGGGGAUGGACAGUCAGUGGAGAAGACCAGAGACUGUGUCGGGGAAAGUUCGUUCUCUGAUGGAAGCGGAAGCGGCCAUGAUGGCUCAACUAUGUCAACCCGAGCAGGAAGGACCCGGAGGAAGAACCGCCCAACCCGCCGCGCCAAUCCAGAGCUGAGUAGCGACAGGAAUAUAAGCCAAGCAGUAGACUGGCUCUAUGGCCAUGUGCGACAUUUGCCGACGAUUGCUUACAUCUCUUCGGGGCUGGACAAUGGACUGUCGACUCAGCAGCUCUUGAAGGAGCCAGAGCGGCUCAAGUCGCAGCCGUCUGGGCCGGAACACCGCGACACCGCGCGCUCGACCAACUUCGACACGGCGCGGCCGUCACCUCCCGUGAAGUCCGAGUCCCCGGCCAGUGGCGUCGGCCCGUCUAUCGUGCGGGUUAUGUGUUCAGCUCGGCCCCCGACUCGUACUCCUCGUGCGCCGACGGCGACCGUCGACACACAUGCGUCGACGACAAACGGGAGUCUUUUACAAACGCGGAGAAGGCUGUCGGGCUGUAAAACGACCGUGGUGCAGCCCAGGGACUCUAGGAGCCGCUCCCCCCUACGCGGCUCACCAGCCAGUACUUCGGAGCCCAAGUUACCGACAGUUCAGAGUGAGAGAGGCCUAGCUGCAUCCGAAACUGCGACAGGCAAAUCGUCAAAGUCUCCGGCCGCGCGACGGGGAACCACCCGUCGACCCAUGCGGCCCUCUGCGACCAUAGGGGGCACUCGCGUGGCUACAUUUUCUGACUCAAGUUGCACAGAGGCGCUAGUAUCUCUCAGCGAGUGCCAUGAAUCACCUCGCGGUGAGGUUGCCAAGAGUCGCCAUUCGACAGCCUCGGGCAGCGACGGCAGUCCCUGUUCCUCCUUGGCAGAUAGCACCACUAGCACGGUGCGGUGGUCGGACACGAGCCCUGCUGAGAGCACCGCUAGCACGGUGCGGUGGUCGGACUCGAGCCCUGCUGGGCACCGCAGUGACACCUCGCCGACUCCGCCGGGCAGUGCCAGCAGCGGACCGAAAUCACGACCGACAGACGGCGCUGAUGUCGCGGCACCAUCGCCCAGUCAACUCUCAGGCCGCGCGAGUGAGGUGUCUGAGCGGACCACGCCGUCUAGCCAGCGCUCCCUGCGCAUUAUCCCGACGCCGCUAACCGAGGGCGUCAAAACCCCGUCGCUGAACGGAUCGCUUGGCGAUAUUGAAACGCCCACGUCAGCCCGACAGGGCGGCCGCCGCGGAGCCCGCUCAAGAGGCCGGUCAGGGCCCCGGCGUGCGACCGCACCUCGCCGCCGCCUGAUGGCCGAGAUCCAGCGCCGUGUCGAGUCGCCCCGAACGCCGCUGGAGCCCAGCCGUCCGAAGGCCGAGCCCACGCCGUCGACACAGUCCACCGCCGCCGACAGGUGCAAACCCGGCACGGCCGGAGAUGAGGUUGGUGACGGCAGCACUCGCUCCGGUGGGGUGUGCCGCACCGCGCGCGGGGCCGCCCGCCGUGCCGGACGGCCUGCGGUGACCUCCAGUGACCCGGUGGACCAGUCGGCACCGGACCACACCCACCAGCCGGGGGUGAAGAGGCCGGCCGUCGAGGGGUCGCCCGGUCAGCCGGUAAAGACGACUCCGGGCAACGCCAAACACUUGCUGAAGUCGCUCGAUAUCAUGUCUUUCUUGUCGCGAGUUCACAGCAUUGGAAGUAACUGAGCCUUCCUUAGUGUCUUCAACCAUAUAUUGAAGGGGUCAUUCAUGCAGAUAGCUUUCACUGCCGCCAGUGGAUGGAUGCGUUGCUGUGCUUAGCUCAUGUCAUUUUGCGGCCUCCGUCUCAUCCCUGUUGCACGAUUGUUCAUUUUAAGACGAUGGGGCUGCUAGGGUUACUUGGUGUGAUUAAGCAUGAAAUACUUCUCAGCAUCGCAGCUCGUUGUUGCAAAACAUUUAGCAUUAAAGGGACUAUCCCACCUUUAACAUGGGGUUUGAGUUGAGAUAGCCAAGUUUGCGGCGAGGUUCAGAAACCACUAUCUAUCUAGGUUGCAACCCCCGCGGCCUCUUGGUGUUGAAGAAAUUCGUUCCCUUCAUUUGAAAAUGGGCCUUGUACAAGGCCCUAUCUUCAACAUGGAGCGACCGUUAGUGUGACGUCACCUCGUUUAGUCAUUCUGAUUUAAAUGGGUUUGUUCGUUGAAAAAUCGCUUAAAACUUGGUCUGAACUUUGUUGUGGUGCCUACAGAGUAAAAAGAAUCAGCUUUGUGACAGUAAUGUGGCCUGGGGAAGGAGGUAAUUUUGGGCUGUGACGUCACAUAUUUGAAAGUUUGUGUUUGGAAUAUGGGAAGCCUAAGAUGUUAAAUGAAAAAUAAAUGCCAGAACCAGGUUCCUGGUCAUCCAAUCUAUAAAGUCGGGCACAAUUUAACUGGUUUUAACAACAUUUUAGAAGGUGGGAUAGUCCCACCAGCAUUUGCGUCAGGCUGUACUUUGGUUCACUCGUCGCAUCGUGCUCCAAGUUCAGCCAGUCAAUUAAGCUGACAAUGA
This is a messenger RNA of Amphibalanus amphitrite, 3314 nucleotides long. RefSeq names its product mucin-12-like. The record is from RefSeq and is a predicted model, not a curated record. The transcript is spliced from 11 exons. Bases 99 to 2498 code for a protein of 799 amino acids. Lineage: Eukaryota; Metazoa; Arthropoda; Thecostraca; Balanomorpha; Balanidae.